GUCCUUAACCGUGAAUGAAUAUAUAAGGAAAUUAAGAAAUUUAUAUGAUGUAUUAUGAAAUGUGAAGAAAGCGAUGAUCUCAGUUUAAAUCAGACUUGAACAGCCAACUAAGAACUCUAGAUUAGAAGAAAUGAUAAGAGGAUUAUACAUAAUAGUUUAAUUCCAUAAUCCUUUCCUCAGAACUAUUCCUUGAUUCUUCAGCCCUUGCCUGACAACAGUUUGCGAUAAAUUCUUAUCACAUUUCUUUGGACCCCCAUCUCCAUCUAUUGAGUUAUUUACUUGAUUCAUUACGAAUGAGUGCAAGAGGUGACUAAAAAUGGCUUUUCAGAAUAAGGGAUUCUCGUCUUAUCCGGAACCACAAGGUAUUUUCACUAUAAAUGGGAACAUUGGACAUGAUGAUAGAGAUGAUGGCCCAAUUUGGUCAGUUGAAAAGAUUAUCAGUGACACGUCGGCUGUACUUAAUGGAAGAUUACGACGAAAUCUAUCAACACAAUCCUAUUACAACAGAGAAUACAAAGAAAUGGAAGACCGGCUUAGUGAAAUGGACCACGGUUGUCCUCCACAUGGCGUUGGCCUGGAGCUGCCUCUACUUGGUCCUCCACGGCGAAGUACUCUUCGGCGGAGGACUCUUCCAGCUCCUUGUGCUGCUCGUGUGUGCGGAGGUCGGGGGUGAGUUGUGCAAGCUUGUCAUGCUGCCGCCUCUUCUGGGGAUGCUGCUGGCUGGAAUACUUCUCAAGACUUGCGGCUUCUUCCAGUUUUAUGGCGUAUACCCUGAUCUCAUAGUUAUUUCUAGGAGUCUUGCAUUGUCAGUGAUACUGAUAAAGGCAGGUCUAGGAUUGAACCCAGCUGUUCUCAAAAGGUUGAAGUUCACCGUACUCAGGUUAGCUGUCGUUCCUUGUGUAUGUGAGGCCUUCGCAGCCGCUAUUGCAGCUAAAUACUUCAACCAGAUCCCUUGGAUAUGGGCUUUUCUUAUUGGGUUUAUUCUAUGUCCAAUAUCUCCAGCUGUGGUUAUCCCAAGCUUGUUAAGCUUGAAAGAAAAAGGAUACGGAGAAGAUAAAGGAAUCGCAACGCUAGUCAUCGCUGCAGCUUCUAUCGAUGACAUUCUGUCCAUUUCAAUCUUCGGAGUCAUCAUGAGUUCAAUAUUCAGGCCAGAGAGUAGUCUUACAAUGUCAAUAUUGCAAGGCCCAUUGGAGCUAAUUGGGGGAUUGGCAGGAGGUUGUGUUUGGGGCUUGAUCUGCGGAUAUCUAGGUAUAUACGAUGCAGAAUGGGAUCAAACUUCACUGUUAGGACUCGGUGGCUUCAUAGCAGUCGUCGGAAGCCACGAGUUUGGUUUCUCUGGGGCCGGACCUCUUGCUGCAAUAACUUCGGCCUUUGUAGCUAACUACGUUUGGACCAAACAUGGAACUGUUUCUGUUGAAAAAAACAAAGUAGCGGAAAACUUUGGUAAAUUGUGGACUAUCGUCCAGCCAGCUCUAUUUGGAUUGAUCGGACCAGAAGUUGACUUCAGUGUAAUAGACGUUUCACUCCUUGGUCAAAGUGCUGCUAUAUUUUUGCUAAGCCUUGUUAUUCGGAUGGCAACUUGUGUAUUGUGCUUAUUAAAAAUUGGUCUUCAAUGGAAAGAAAUGUUGUUUGUGAGCAUUGCUUGGAUACCAAAGGCUACAAUACAGGCUGCGUUAGCUCCUCAGCCUCUCGACCACUUCCGUGGAGAUCCCGAUCACCCUGACCUGCGCAUAGCAAAACUGCUUUUUGCCACUGCGGUGCUUGCUAUUCUUGUGUCAGCACCAAUUGGCUCUAUAGCCAUAUCUCUUACGGGACCAAAACUACUCAAUAAACCCAACAAACCUAAUAAACUGAUUGUUAAUGAAGCUGAAAACAAUGAUAACCAUGAUAGUUAAUAUCAUAAUAACAAUAAAAAACCCAUGACAGUUAAUUUCAUAAUAACAAUGAAAGCCAUGAUAGAUAAUGACUAUUUAUAAAAGAUUUGAAUUUAACAAUAAACUUGGAAUUCAGGAUAUCAUUUGAAUAAUCCAACCACAUCGACUUGUGCUUGCAUUUAGACCAGAGUUUCCACCAUUUUUUUUUUUUAAUUUUCCUUUUUAUCAGUCAGAUUUUUCCGUUAGAAGGAAUUUAAAAAUCCCUUCUUUCCAAUAAUAUACAAAAUAAUAUAUAAUAAUGUUUAAAAAAAUUAAACAGUGCCUGAUAGUACAAGCGAUUUUAUAAAACUAACAUAGACUCAAUUCUUUUCAAAGAGGUACUAAUCAUUAGAAAAAAAAUUACAUGAAGAAAAAAUAUAGAAAAGGAAAAGAAGACGAAUAUAAUUAAUUAUAAAUUAAGAAAAAAAAAUAUUGGUUUAAAUCUUGAAUUGAAAGAUUACAGAAUAAAAAUAUUGAAUUAACAUUAACCAGUAUGGCAUAAAGAUUAAAAUGAACGAAACAAAUUAAAAUGCUGAUAAAAAGGGUUAUUCCAGAUACACAAGAACAACCAACAUGUUAAAUACUUUGAAUCCUCAGACAGUUAAACCAUUCAUAUACUCCUAGACUGAGAACUUCACCAACUCGACAAAUAUUUCCUUAAAUCCGAUAAUUAAAACAAUGGAAAUUACAAUAAGCAAAGUUUAAAAAGAUACAAAUACAGAUGUACAAAACAUAUUUUACAGGAAUUAAAGCUGACCAAAAUAAUGUUGAAUAAGAUAUUCAUAGAAUACUUAUUUUAGUUUAGUUGAGAUUAAUUAACAUAUGUAACAUAUACUACUAUAUUUUUAUUGAAAUGUAUAUAGUUUUUAUUUUAUUUUUAUAUUAAUUUUUAUUUAAAUUAUUAUUAUAUCUUUUUUAUGUUUUUAAUAAACAAAAGAAUGGCAUUUAAUACAUGAUCCAAUAAUAAUACUAAAAUUCAAUAAUGUUAGUUUUAUCUUUGGUGUGAAAUGUUCUACACCAAAACAUAUAUGAUUAUUAUGCACAUAUUUGUAAAUUGUCAUUUGAAUAAAAUUAUUAUUAAUUCUUUUUUUUUUAUAACAUUUAAAAUAAAAAAAUAAUAAUUUUUUUUU
Molecule: messenger RNA, 3043 nt
Organism: Nezara viridula (southern green stink bug)
Lineage: Eukaryota; Metazoa; Arthropoda; Insecta; Hemiptera; Pentatomidae
Source: the annotation of a GenBank genome assembly